GCUAAAGUUUUCAGUUUUAAAAGCUUUAUUAGCAAGGGCGGUCCAAUUGGUAGUGGUGGGAGAAGUAGCGCCGCCGCGAGAGGGUGAAUUCGGCGACCACUCGGAAGAUAUGGAAAUUCCUUCUGCAGGCCAAGGAGAAGUAUCACCUCCGGCAGGCCCAUGUCCCUGGCUGGUGUUUGACGACGGCGAAGGUUACAAAACGCAAACUUUUUGCUGCAACAUUACAGGACCACCUUCCUCCCCGGUCAAGAUGUAUCCCAAGGGAAUCCCAGUUUUGCAAAACAAACAGGUUGUUUGUUGUUCCUAUGGCAUGCUAGUUUUGUGGGAUGUUGAUACCAAACUGCUGUCACUCUGCGAUUCAACCACCUUUGAUGACAUUAUAUCCCUUCCUAGUUUACAUCACUUGUCAAAUUAUGGGAUUGAUACUUGUCUGCUACUUGUCAAUAAGUUGGAUGAUCUCAUGGUUGUAAUAUUCUUGGAAAAUUUUCCAUCCAUAGUGUGCUGUCCAGUUGAUUAUGAAAGUGAGUGGAGUGAAAUAGCAUACGGGGAGCAGUUGAAUGCCUUUUUUUCUAAUGACCUCAUAGAACGGCUUGAACGUGGCGGAUUAGGACCUCUCUGUUUGAGUAGGGCAGCAGAUAUUUGUGACAGUAUAAUGAUUGCCAAACUUCAAACAACAUGGUGUGAUUCUUUCUGCUUUACUUGGGUGAUAGAGAUUGUUUAGGAAGAAGAACGACUGGGGCUGUUGUUAUAUGAGGUGGACGUGCCUGAUGGUAUGUUUCGAGGACCACAGGCUCCUAUAAAUGUGUAUUUGUUGGAAUCUUGUGGGGAAAUCUUCUGUUUAUGUUUUCUCACUAAAGCUCUAGCCUUUGAGGUCUACAGAUUGAAUUAUGAUGGCCGGGUCUUUGAGAGAGUUAAAGAUGUAAGGGACAGAGCGUUCUUUGUUGGGGAGAGGUAUUGUCUGUCCUGUCCUAUAUCAGGACCCGGUCUCAUAUACUUCACUACCUACGGUGACACCGAUAAUUUAUAUUGCUUCUACACACAUGAUGAUAGCAUUACGGCGUCUCCCCUUCCUUGUCCAUUGCUUUCUUCUCCAACUUGGAUGUUUUGCAAUGAUAUGACUCGUGACAUGCCUCUCAGGCCAGAAGAAAAUCAUUGCAACAAAGGCAUCAUCAGCAAGCAAGGAAAAAACAGCACCAGCAAAUCAAUAUGGGAGUUUGAU
Molecule: messenger RNA, 1219 nt
Organism: Cuscuta campestris
Lineage: Eukaryota; Viridiplantae; Streptophyta; Magnoliopsida; Solanales; Convolvulaceae
Source: the annotation of a GenBank genome assembly